UUCCAGUGCACAGAUGGAGGUCAGUACGGAGGAAGGAUAUUUUCACAGGUACGCCAAAAAGUUCCGCCGUACAGUUACGCCGAAAGAGUUCGAACAGUUUGCUUGCCUAGCGUCGGACGAGGAACGGUUCGCGUUCGUGAACGAGCUGAAAUGGCGCGUAGUGAAUGAGCUGCCACUCGAGCAGUCGUUAGAUAAGGGUAAAUUCUUGGAUCAAGCCCUGCAGCACAAGGUGAACGGUGAUCGAUUACAACGGGACGAGGAUUGGAGUGGAGCACUGAAAUGUUACAAUCAGAGCUAUUUGCUUCUGCCGGAAGAAAGUGCUCUCGAGAAAGCCCAUCUGCUGGACAAUCGAUCCCGCGUUCUGCUGCAGCUUGGCAAGCUCGACCAAUCGCUCGAGGAUGCCGAUCGGGCCAUUGCCUACGGAUAUCCGGCCGAACAGCUGGCAACAAUCUGGGAGCGCAAGGCGCGUAUUUUCCAAAGCAAGAAGGAUUUCAAAGCGGCCGUUGAAUGUUUCGACCAAGCGGUCCACUAUCUAGCGCAUCGUUCCACUUUACCUGCAAAGGAACGGGACGAAAGGAUUGAGGAGCUGCAAAAGCUCACCGACACCGUGUACUACCAGUAUAAAAAUGUACAGAAAUAUCUAGAACCGCCCAAAGGCACACGCCCGUUUCAACCUCACCUGGACGGGAGCGUACUGUACGAUAGCACUGAGGCGGAGGGUCGCUUUGCCAAGGCCAAGACAAUGCUGCGACCAAACCAGAUAAUUUUGAAAGAAAAACCACACGCCGCGACCCUGCUACAAGAGUACAGCGGCACGCACUGUAGCGAUUGUUUCGAGCGGAUCGAAGUGCUGUACUGUUGCCGGAGCUGUACCGAUGUUGUGUUUUGCUCGGGACGAUGUGAGCGAAAUGGGUGCGGUAGCUAUCAUCGAUACGAGUGCGGGUAUUUGGGUACGCUAUGGAAGUCCGGUGCCACUAUCGUUAGCUUGCUGGCACUAAGAGUUGUAACGCAGAAGCCUUACGCUUACUUCAACGAGAUACGGCAGGAUUUCCCCGGAUUGACGGCUAGUGUUACGGAUAGACUUCCAGACGAUGACUAUCGGAAGGUAUUCAACCUGGUUACGCACUCCGACAAGCGUAGCGCAGAGGAUUAUCUCGUUUGGACGCUGAUGGCUACCAUGCUAAACUCGGUACUGAGGAUGUCGAACUACAACCCAGAACCACAGGAAGAUAAUUUUCUUGGCUAUCUUUUGCUGCACAAUCUGCAGAUCAUCAACUACAAUGCACACGACGUGUCCGAGGUACAGCGCAAACAUUCGAACGAAACCGGCAUAUCUGUUGCGGUGGGUGCUGCUCUCUAUCCGAUGUUGGCACUGUUCAAUCACUCCUGCGAUCCCGGCAUAGUGCGGUACUUCACCGGCACGACCGUGCACGUUCGGACGAUUAAGAAUAUCGCUCCCGGUGCGAUCAUUGCGGAAAACUAUGGACCACUUUACACGCGAAUGUCCCGCCCGGAGCGUCGCCAGCAGUUGGCGACCAAUUACAUGUUCGACUGUAACUGUCAGGCUUGUGCGGCAGAUUGGCCAACGUGUGCGAACAUGGUCCACUCGGUAAUACGGUUCCGGUGUACGGGUGCCGGAUGCCGGGAGGCAGUACCGUACGAUCUUCACUCGGACUGCCAAGGAGUGCGAUGUAGCGCCUGUGGCCAUAUAGUGGACGUUGGCGAACGGAUCCGAAUGCUGCGGGAAGCGAGCAUGAUCAGCCGGUUCAACGAGGCAAGCCAUCUCUAUCAGGUGGGACUGUUCGAGCACGCACUGGCCAAGUAUGCGGCGAUCAUGAUGAUCUUGGAUGAAGUGCUUGUACCGCCGUAUCGCGAUUAUCACAUGUGCCAGCAGGGCAUGCGCCGCUGCUGUCUCGAUCUUGGAAGCUGUUACGUAUCAUGCCCCGGCAGCGAGAAGUAACGGAUCAUUC
Messenger RNA from Anopheles maculipalpis, 1970 nucleotides. Its product is annotated as SET and MYND domain-containing protein 4-like. The record is from RefSeq and is a predicted model, not a curated record. Lineage: Eukaryota; Metazoa; Arthropoda; Insecta; Diptera; Culicidae. The transcript has 6 exons. Bases 14 to 1960 code for a protein of 648 amino acids. Gene Ontology annotation, molecular function: protein binding.